GAUAGCAUUUUGCCUUUUUGCAUAAGCUCAAGAGGUAGACAUAGAAAACUGUAAACUUCUCUCGACUCUAUGAAAAAGAGCACAACCUCGUACAAAGACUGGCCGAAACUGAGAGACCAAUCUUCGUCAAAUAAUUCGAGUACCAAAUUGUCGAAAUGUCUUGCUAUUGCGCAAACUACUACGGCUCCAUCAACUGCCAGAACAUGGUUUUAAAAUUUGGUGAUCAGUGCAGUUCUUGUCUUGCUCAAUCUCCAAGUCAUGAUGAAAAGUUUGAAUGGAGCGAUGCACUUCUGGGUCAGCAGUGGCUGGAGAACUCGAGCAAGGAACAGAUGAGAAGAGACGAGGACAAGUCUAGGAGGGGGAGAGUUGGGAGGGCUGUAAAAUAAAGGUGCUCAAAAAAGGCAAACAGUGUAGGAGAGGAAGAAAAGUUGUAACGGUACGAUUCUGAUAGAUCUGUGGAUAAUUAGUAUAGGCGUGUUCAUAAAGGGUAUAUAGAAGCCAUGUGGGUGGAUGGGUGGAUGGAAAAGCGGGGUGUCUUGGGGUGAGAAGUGCACUUGGAGCUGAACUCAACUUUGUAGGAGGGCUAACAUUAAUGAUCUUUGGUUUUUUGGAGGUUAAUGGAUUAUCUACAGCUCCCAUUUCACGUCUUCCAAACCUGGGUUGGGAAAGAGUUCAAUGAGCAAAACCCAGUGGAUGACUUGUGGUUGAGCCA
Messenger RNA from Botrytis cinerea B05.10, 712 nucleotides. RefSeq lists its product as hypothetical. The transcript is spliced from 3 exons. The record is from RefSeq and is a predicted model, not a curated record. The coding region runs from base 156 to 386 and encodes 76 amino acids. Lineage: Eukaryota; Fungi; Ascomycota; Leotiomycetes; Helotiales; Sclerotiniaceae.